AGUGCCGGGAAAUACAGCAGUGGAGCUGCACCGGCUUCCGAUGCUGAUCUCAGUGUGAACAAUGUUGGUCUGUGGUUCCUCUCCCGUCUGAUCUGAUCUGAGUCAGCAGCUCAUUGCGAAGAAAAGUCUCGUCAGGGUGAAACUGGGACCUUCCAGCUGUGGGGUUUCCAGAUGUCCCGGAUGAACCAAAGUGCAGAUUGUUGAGAUUCCUUCUUGGUUUUUUUUUUGGUUCUUUCUGCACACCUGACCUUGUUCUCUGCCGGAGGCAGCGCAUCUCUAUUGAAGGGACGCCGCGCCUAGUCUUUGACGAUGAAGUUCAACCUGUUCAGAACGGCACAGGCCGUGGCGGCCGCCGAGCCCACCGGUGUCACCGCCGCCACCGCGGCUCCCACCCAGGCCUUCGUCUCCACCUCGGCGCCGGACACCUCCGGCUCCAACAACACAGAGAUCAGCAAGAACGACAUGUUUGAGGAGAUCAAGAGCAAAUUCCUGAACGAAAUUGAUAAAAUCCCACUGCCUCCCUGGGCUCUGAUUGCCAUCGCUGUGGUGGCCGCGUUGCUCGUCCUCACCUGCUGCUUCUGCAUCAUCAAAAAAUGCUGCUGCAAGAAGAAGAAGAAUAAGAAAGGAAAGAAGGGCAAGGAUGGCUUCAAUAUGAAGAACAUGCAGGGCGAGAUACACCAGGACGACGAAGACGACGAGGAGGGAGAAACCGGACUGACGGAGGAGGAGAAAGAGGAGGAGGAGAAGGAAGAAGAGAAGCUGGGGAAGCUGCAAUAUUCUAUAGAUUAUGAUUUUGAAAAUGCAAAGCUCACAGUUGGCAUCCUUCAAGCUGCCGACCUCAUAUCUAUGGAUUCGGGUGGAACCUCCGAUCCGUACGUCAAGGUCCAGCUCUUACCCGAGAAGAAGAAGAAGUAUGACACCAAAGUCCACAAGAAAACACUGAACCCUGUCUUCAACGAGACUUUUGUGUUCAAGGUGCCCUACGAGGAGCUCGGGGGGAAGAUUCUGUCCAUGUCUGUCUAUGACUACGACCGAUUUUCCAAACAUGACGUCAUUGGAGAGGUGAAGAUUCCCAUGAACACCAUCGACCUGGGACGACCGAUCGAGGAGUGGAAGGAUCUGGAGAGCGCCGAUCAAGAGGAGCCCGAGAAACUCGGUGACAUCUGCAUCUCCCUCCGUUAUGUCCCCACCGCCGGGAAACUCACCGUCUGCAUCCUGGAGGCAAAGAACUUGAAGAAGAUGGAUGCCUGUGGAUUGUCUGAUCCGUACGUUAAGAUCCAGCUCCUGCAGGGGGGUAAGCGUCUGAAGAAAAAGAAGACGACAGUGAAGAAGAACACCCUGAACCCUUACUACAAUGAAUCCUUCAGCUUUGAAAUCCCACUGGAACAGAUGCAGAAAAUCUUAGUGGCGGUCACAGUGUUUGAUUAUGACAAGAUCGGUAAGAACGACGCCAUUGGAAAGAUCUUCGUGGGCAGCAAGGCGUCUGGCCUCGGUCUGAAGCACUGGUCCGACAUGCUGUCCAAUCCGCGCCGCCCCAUCGCCCAGUGGCAUCCGUUGCAGCCAGAGGAGGACAUCGACGGUCAGCUGGCAUCCUUGAAUGCAAAGAAGUAACGUGCUCCACCAACCAACCGGUGCACUGACUCAGAAUUCCAACCCCCGCCCUCUACUUUGCAUGAAAACCAUGACUUAACACGUGACUGCUCGUCAUGAAACCCGCUCAGCAAAAAAGAGACAUCUUAGAAUAUCCCCUCAUUAACUGUUGAGUCGAAAACCAACUCUUUUUAAGCUUCUCAUUUCACACAUUGGUGUUUGCUGGAGAGAGUGGCGUUGAGUUAUGGGUGACUGGUUCACAGAUGAUCGACUGGUGGUCUUUCUUUCAUUUGAAGAAACUCCGAAACUGAUUCUUAGGGUGCUGACACUGAACGAAUGUCUUGGUGAAGACAAUGCUGGAAAUAAAGCUU
Molecule: messenger RNA, 1961 nt
Organism: Pungitius pungitius (ninespine stickleback)
Lineage: Eukaryota; Metazoa; Chordata; Actinopteri; Perciformes; Gasterosteidae
Product: synaptotagmin-2-like
Exons: 9
Coding region: 310-1611 (433 amino acids)
Biological process (GO): calcium ion-regulated exocytosis of neurotransmitter; regulation of dopamine secretion; synaptic vesicle endocytosis
Cellular component (GO): dense core granule; plasma membrane; exocytic vesicle
Molecular function (GO): syntaxin binding; calcium-dependent phospholipid binding; phosphatidylserine binding
Source: RefSeq, a predicted model, not a curated record